Messenger RNA from Trachemys scripta elegans, 1970 nucleotides. It is a transcript of the gene SLC52A3, whose product is annotated as solute carrier family 52 member 3. NCBI's taxonomy places the organism in Eukaryota, Metazoa, Chordata, Testudines, Emydidae. The record is from RefSeq and is a predicted model, not a curated record. Gene Ontology annotation, molecular function: riboflavin transmembrane transporter activity. Bases 326 to 1699 code for a protein of 457 amino acids. Gene Ontology annotation, biological process: riboflavin transport. Gene Ontology annotation, cellular component: plasma membrane. The transcript has 4 exons.
UUAACUCCUCCUGGCAUCUGCAGGCUGCAGGGCCCUUUGUGCCUCUGUUUGUUCUGUGAUAAACUCCGACACAGGCGGGCGCUGGGGAAGGGGCCUGCAUUGUCCUUGUGGACGUCCGGCGGCCGGGAGGUAGAUCGAGGGUGGCAGCCUGCAGGGCCCCCUCCCAUGGAAAGAGAAGUUGCCAGGACCCAAGCUCUGCCACCACCCCCAGGAGCAUUGAUCAGCUGCCUUUGGGGGCCCCCUGCCAUUCUCCACGGUGCAAGAGGCAGCCUGGCUCCGCUCUCUGGGUCCCUGCCGGGUCAGAGUGGCCGGUGCGGGCCGAGCGAUGGCGCUGCUCACCCACCUGCUGGCAUGCGUCUUCGGGACGGGCUCCUGGGCAGCCCUCAAUGGCCUGUGGGUGGAGCUGCCCCUGCUGGUGACCGAGCUGCCUGAGCAGUGGUACCUGCCCUCCUACAUCACCAUCAUUGUCCAGCUGGCCAACGUGGGGCCGCUGCUGGUCACCCUGCUGCACAGGUUCAAGCCCGGCCUGCUGAGCGAAGUGGCCGUCAUCUAUGGCGUGGUGGCCGUGGGAGCUCUGGCCUGCCUGCUCUUGGCCUUCCUUUGGGGUUUUACCUCCCCUGUCGCCGGGGAGCCCCACAGCACGGCCUUCUUCGGCCUCGCCUUCUGCCUGGCGCUGGUGGACUGCACCUCCUCAGUCACCUUCCUGCCCUUCAUGGCGCGGCUGCAGCCCCGCUACGUCACCACCUUCUUCAUGGGAGAAGGGCUCAGCGGGUUCCUCCCAGCCCUCGUUGCCCUGGCCCAGGGCGCCGGCAUCGCCAGGUGCGUCAACGUCACCCAGGUCGCCAACGUAACCACGGGCAACAACACCGCCGAGGACAGCCAGUUCCAAAUGGAGACCCAGUAUCUCCCAGCCAACUUCUCCACCCUGGUCUUCUUCCUCCUCCUGGCCGCCAUGAUGGUCGCCUGCUUGGUAGCCUUCUUCUUCCUCACCAGGCUGCCCAAAGCGUGGGAGCUGUCGAGACAAAACUUGUGUCCUAGCACCAUCACUCUCCACUCACUUCAGGAAAUCCCUGGGGAUGGGCCCAGGCUAUCUGUGGGAGGAGACUCCACAAGGGGAGGAAAGCCAGUGAACUCUGACAAGGGAUCCCAUCAUACAGACCCAGAGGUUACCUACUCUCUGGCCAAGUUUGCCUUCAUCUACCUCCUUGUUGCCUGGGUGAACUCCCUAACCAACGGGAUCCUGCCAUCCGUGCAAGCCUAUUCCUGCUUGCCCUAUGGCAACAUGGCCUACCACCUGUCUGCCACCCUGAGCUCCAUGGCUAACCCGCUCGCCUGCACCAUCGCCAUGUUUCUGCCCAGCAGGUCUCUGGCCCUGCUGGGGGCGCUCUCCGUGGCCGGGACAGGAUUUGGGGCCUAUAACAUGGCUAUGGCUGUCAUGAGCCCGUGCCCCCUCCUGCAGCACUCGGCUUGGGGGCACGCCAUCAUCGUCAUCUCCUGGGUGUGCUUCACGGGGAGCCUCAGUUACGUGAAGGUGAUGACCGGGGUGAUCUUGCGGAGCCAGAGCCACAGCGCCCUCGUGUGGUAUGGGGCAGUAGAGCAGCUGGGGUCUCUGACCGGGGCCCUCAUCAUGUUCCCCCUGGUGAACGUCUAUAGCUUCUUCAGAUCUGCUGACUAUUGCAGCCUGCAGUGUCCAGCGUGAGCCUGGGCCGGGGGAGGUGCUCUGGGGAGGAGCUGUGGCAAGGGACUUGCUGGCCAAGGACAUCAUGGACUCCAGUGACUUCCAGACUGGGCAGAAAACACCUCCGCCCCUAUCUCGUUAGCUUGAUGGAUCUCCAUGCUGCAGCCCACAGUCUCCAAACACGGCGCGGCGAAGCACACCCCAAUCAGUUAUGCAAACAGUCAGGACCGGCUCCAAGCACCAGCCUGGCAAGCAGGUGCUUGGGGCGGCUGCUCCGGAGAGGGGCGGCACG